AUGGCGCUUCUGGCAAGAAACGCAGAGAAGAUCGGGGCGCUUGUUGCAAAGCCCUACUUGACUGCCUGGUAUAACACGGAUGAUCCAAGUGACGGUGUUGACAUUGAAAACCUCGCAUUAGUCCAAGCGGUGGAUUCUAAUGUAUGUGCAUCGCCGACCUUCGUCGAGUGUCGGGUUCGAAUCGCCCUCCUGAAUUCCACGGAUGCAGCCCAAGUCUUAGAUGAGAAUUGCACCAACCCAAAUGCGGGACUCGAGUGUCGGGACUCGUCUCAACCUUCAGGGGUAAAGUGUUACGACUAUGAGAUAAGGUUUACCUGCCCUCCUGAUCCAGGUGCACUUCCUGAACCGAAUCUCCAUUGGGAGCUGAAUGGCCGAACAUCAGCUUCCGGUAAAGCCCCCGGAUGGUGCGACGGACGACCCAAGUUCUACAACACCACAAUCUACAGCAACACCCCGGGUGUAGCGGACGGUGCGGUGAACCCGAAUGAGCAUAGCACGCUUCUGCUAGAGGAGGGUCCGAGUUCCUCCAGACACGCAUGCGCACUACGGAGCGCGGUAACCGGCCAAGCCAAUCUGGGAUAUUUCUCGGACCACUGCAUUAACAAUCUCCAGUGCUGCAACUCCGGCGCUGGUGUUAGAGGAAUUACAGUGAGUGUUUGGAUUAACGACCAUUCAGAGAGCACAGCAAAGUUGCCCUUUAUAGCUACAGGAGCUCAGCAAACACAGACCAUGGGAUUUUCGUUGGACAGUGAGUCUUAUUACAUUAAAAUCGUUUGUUCUGAGGAACUCACACUUCCCGGGUUUAUACUUCUCUUUUCCUUUUUUUGAUAUUGCUGUACUUGUUUAGGGGUUCAAUUCAGGGAAUACUUGCCAAGAAUAUUGUUUUGUUUCCAAUACUUGUUAAGGGCAUGCAGGGUUUCAUCACACACAAAUACUUGUUAAGGGGUACAUUUUCAGAAUAUGGAAAAUACGUUUUUAGGGUGCUUUCGAGACCCCAUGGUCGCGCAUGGUAUCCACUCGUCAAUGGAAGUGCCCCCCCCCCCCCGGGGAAGUGCCAUAAAUGUGGAUGUAGUUUGUAAAUGACCGGGUGGAUGUGGAGAUCAUGAUAGACUCGAAUUUGACCACGAAAUCGUCAGCGAGCGAAACGAACGAACAGGGAUUGUUAAAUGGAUCCGAAUCGGGAAGCAUGACUUAGCUUCCAACCGAAUCGGGCGAGCGCAGCAAAACGAUCAAAUCGGGCAAGCACAAUUCGCCGUGGUCAAAACGGACGAGUGCGAAUCAUCGAGCUGCAACUGCACUACUUCAUCAGUCAAACCAAAGCCGUACGGAGCAAACUGAGCCAUCGAAACAGGCAAGCGAAAGUUGUCGGAUGUAUCGGCCCAAGAUCGACUGUAUAGGGCUAUGCUCAUCAACCUCAUGUAGAUCUAGGCCUACUAGGAGAGUCGUAUGAUUAACAUCACUGAGAUUCUUGCUAGGUUGGUUUUUACGGUUUAUUUCCAAAUCGUCAGAUUGCCAACUCGUCUACUACAAUUUGGUCUAUCAUCAGUUCGUCAACUCACCACAUGGUCUACUUUCAAUUAGUCUAAUGCCAUUUCGUCUAAUAACCAGUUGGUCCAACUAUUAGUCCAUAUAUCAUUUGGUCUAAUAAAACUAACAAUUUUGCAAAAUUAAGAAAAUGGGUAUUGCACCAACUGGUUAUUAGACGAAAUGGUGUUUAGACGAAGUGAUGAUUAGACCAAAUAUCUAUUGGACCAAAUAGUUGUUAGACAAAAUGUUGAUGGACGGAAUGGCAUUAGACUAGAUGAAGGUAGACCAUGUGGUGAGUGGACGAGUUGGCAGUGGAUGAAUUUGCAAUUUACCGGUUUUUACUACCCUCACUUGACUCAAUACAAAUGUAAGAGUGUUCAGACUGAGACAGACCUAGUUCAACUGAAUCUACAAAAUUAGAGGCGGAAUGUUUAGUUUCAAAUUCAGAGGACUUGAUAUCUUCAGACGCAACAUUAACGGAAUUCAAUAGCUCAUUGCAUGCAACCAUAUUAGACUGACUCCCAUCAAAGAAAACACAAGAUCUUGCUCAUAAUCCCCGGGGACUAUGGCGACUAUGGCAAUGGGCUUUAUUACCAAUUCGUCUAAUGCCAAUUUGUCCAAUUGCCGUCUACUCGUCUACUACCAUUUGGUCUAUCAUCAAUUCGUCUACUCACCACUUGGUCUACUUUCAUUUAGUCUAAUGCCAUUCCGUCUAAUAACCAGUUGGUCCAGUAGCCAUUUCGUCCAUAUGCUACCAUUUGGUCGAAUUAAACUAAAGUGUUAAUUGUGCAAAAUGAAUGUAAAGAAAAUGAGCAUUAGACCAAUUGCUUAUCAGACGAAAUGGUAAUAGACGAAAUGGUGAUUAGACGAAGUGAUCAUUUCACCAAAUGUUUAUUGGACCAAAUGGUUGUUAGACGAAAUGUUGAUGGAUGGAAUGGCUUUAGACUAAAUGAAGGUAGACCAUGUGGUGAGUGGACGAAUUGGCAAUUUACCGGCAAUGGGGUCUGGCCUAGACACCACAUGCAGCUAGGAUCAAUAUCACCACCAAGCUCAUAAUGAGUAGACUGAUCUCGAUCUACACGAAUGUUCUCGCACACCAGAGAUUCGCAAAUUUGUUAUAAGAGUCUUAUUGCUCUUUCAAAAAAGCCAUAAGAAAUGAAGACUUAGCUGUAAUAUCAUACAUUGCUCUCAUCCUCAUUCUACACUCAAUCAGGGAAUGUAACCAAAUAUGUUCUUUCUUUCUAUUGCAUUUUUAUCAUUAUGUUCUAUCAUUAAUGAAAUUGUACUUUAAAUUGAGGAAACACUUAUUCAAACCAAACUAGAACGAACUGGUUGCUCGAUCCUCCGACCAAGAAAGCAUAUCGAUGCCGAGCUUAGCGCGGACGCCCGACAUCACUUGAUUUACUAUGAUAGAUGAAAACAGAAUCAUCCCUGAAUGUGAUAGGUCCUUGUGAUCAGAUACCUAGCUGGUCUAACCAAGGACCUACUACAACUCCAUGGUCUAACGGAGAUGUCAUUAGCUUCCAUAAAUGGGGGGGGGGGGGGGGGGCACCAGCAAUGAUUCCAGCAUUCAUGGCUUCAUCCUCAACAACCAAACCAUCAAAUUGUAAUUCUAGGUCAUCACGGAACAGUGAGAAAUAAGUGACGCCAAUCACUUUUGUUGUAUGUUUAGGUACUGUUUCAAGGUAUAUCAUCAUCUCAUUAAUCACUUUCUCCAAUAUCUCUGCCGUUAAUUCGCUGAUUGAAUUCAUACAUGUCAUGUCACACGCACUCCUUAUCUUUACUGUCACUUCUUUCUGUUCAUAAUUGCAACCAUAUCCACCAAUAGCUGGGAAAUAAGGGGAUGUAACUGAGUUACAAUGGUUGGAGUACUGCUCAGGGCUCCCAAAGAAAUUUGAAAACCGAAUUCCAUGACUUUUCUAUGACUAAAUUGCUGAUUUUCAUGACUUCUCGUGGGAUGUCACAAAACUGGGAAAAAUUGAAAAUUAUGAACACAAAUUAUCAUAGCUAAAUGGGUUCCUGUACCGUUUGUCUCUAUCCAGUAGAUGCUGAAUCAGCAAUGUUCACAGCUGUGGAAAGAGCAGAACAGGAAAAGUAGGGUUUAGAAUCCUCUAUCUCCCCCCAAGCCUUUGGCACGAUGAGAAGUGAUGAAAAACGAGUCAGUGGCAAAGAUGAAAUUCCUGUCCAAAAAGCAAUGUCUAUUUUGAAAGGCUCCUCCAAACAGUUAUCUUC
Molecule: messenger RNA, 3759 nt
Organism: Lytechinus pictus (painted urchin)
Lineage: Eukaryota; Metazoa; Echinodermata; Echinoidea; Temnopleuroida; Toxopneustidae
Product: cartilage intermediate layer protein 2-like
Exons: 5
Coding region: 1-828 (275 amino acids)
Source: RefSeq, a predicted model, not a curated record